AUGGCGCUCCUCCUUGUGACUACGCUUUGCCUCGUCCUCUCCGCUUUCGCGCAACCUUGUGUCAUCCCCCACAAACCCCAUGGGGACGACACCCCCUCCUUCCACCAUGCCCUCUCCACCUGCUCUAGCCGUACGCUGCUCUUCUCCCCCAAUACGUCCUACAACUUCUGGACGCCUCUCGGCAAUCUGAGCUUGCCCAGGGACAUGCACCAGGUGCAAGUGCAAGUUAAUGCAAGUGCAAGUGGGUACUGGCUAUAUUUUACCGGGAAGAACGUUACGCUUGUCGGGAGCGGGGAGCAGUACUGGGGAUGGAUCAAUUCCUACGGACAACAAUGGUGGGACUCAGGGAACCAGAUCGCCCGACCUCACCUUCUCGGUUUCGCCGUAACCAACGGUCAACUACUCAAUCUCAAGUUCCACCAGCCCAUAGCAUGGACCGUCUCCCUGGCUUCCGCAUCCAACAUCUACGUCCGCAACACCCUCAUCGACGCUCGUUCCACCGGUGGAUUCCCCUUCAACACCGACGGGUUUGACGCAACCGGCAGCGACCUGCUUAUCGAGGAUAGUGUCGUGCUUAACGGGGACGACGCGCUUGCAGUCGGCCAAGACAGCAUCGGCACGCGCAACGUCACUUUUUGGCGGACGUAUGUAGGCUUCCACUCGCAUGGAGCGAGCAUUGGUUCCCUGGGCAAGGAUCCUUCACAGCCAGCAAACGUCUCCGACGUCCUUAUCGAAGAUGUCUUCUUCCACAAUACGCUGUACGGCGCGAGGUUCAAGUCCUGGGUUGGGGGCACAGGGCUGGCGAGGAACGUCACCUACCGCAAUAUCGGCUGUCAGAACGUCACGUUCCCCUUGUAUAUCACCCAGAGUUAUGUAGACCAGAACAGCCCCGGAGGGGCGAGGGUCAAUAACGCUAGUGUGGUCAUGCGGGACUUCACAUACGACGGGUUCUGGGGGACGAUCAAUACCUAUCAGCCUGGGGACGAGAGCUGCAUUUCUGAUCCGUGCUGGUACUAUGAACCAGGGGCAGAUAGAACCCAAGCGAUCCUCUUCCGCUGCAACCCCGGCGCGUGCCAGGACUUUUCUGUGCAGAAUAUCAACCUCCGUCCGGAGAACGGAGUGCCGGCGACGAUCAUUUGUAACAACCCGGCUGUGAACUCGAGCAACCCAGGGUAUGAGUGCGUGAAUGGGACCUUUGUUCCGUUGUAUUAG
This is a messenger RNA of Dacryopinax primogenitus, 1212 nucleotides long. RefSeq names its product pectin lyase-like protein. Gene Ontology annotation, molecular function: polygalacturonase activity. Lineage: Eukaryota; Fungi; Basidiomycota; Dacrymycetes; Dacrymycetales; Dacrymycetaceae. The transcript has 4 exons. Bases 1 to 1212 code for a protein of 403 amino acids. The record is from RefSeq and is a predicted model, not a curated record. Gene Ontology annotation, biological process: carbohydrate metabolic process.